AGCCGCAGCCCGAGCCCGCGCCCGCGCCGGCGCCGCCAUGCCCUUGGCCUUCUGCGGCAGCGAGAACCACUCGGCCGCCUACCGGGUGGACCAGGGCGUCCUCAACAACGGUUGCUUCGUGGACGCGCUCAACGUGGUGCCGCACGUCUUCCUGCUCUUCAUCACUUUCCCCAUCCUCUUCAUCGGAUGGGGCAGUCAAAGCUCCAAAGUACACAUCCACCAUAGCACGUGGCUGCACUUCCCUGGGCACAACCUGCGCUGGAUCCUGACCUUCAUGCUGCUCUUCGUCCUGGUGUGUGAAAUCGCAGAGGGCGUCCUGUCUGAUGGGGUGACUGAAUCCCGCCAUCUCCACCUGUACAUGCCAGCUGGGAUGGCAUUCAUGGCCGCUGUCACCUCCGUGGUCUACUAUCACAACAUCGAGACCUCCAACUUCCCCAAGCUGCUGAUAGCCCUGCUAGUCUACUGGACCUUGGCCUUCAUCACCAAGACCAUCAAGUUCGUCAAGUUCUAUGACCACUCCAUCGGCUUCUCACAGCUGCGCUUCUGCCUCACGGGGCUGCUGGUGAUUCUCUACGGGAUGCUGCUCCUGGUGGAGGUCAAUGUCAUCAGGGUGAGGAGAUAUAUCUUCUUCAAAUCACCAAGGGAGGUGAAGCCCCCUGAAGACCUACAGGACUUGGGGGUACGCUUCCUGCAGCCCUUUGUGAACCUGCUGUCAAAAGGCACCUACUGGUGGAUGAAUGCUUUCAUCAAGACUGCCCAUAAGAAGCCCAUCGAUCUCCGAGCCAUUGGGAAGCUGCCCAUUGCCAUGAGGGCCCUCACCAACUACCAGCGGCUCUGUGAGGCCUUCGACACCCAAGCGCAGAAGGACUUGCAGAGCACGCAGGGGGCCCGGGCCAUCUGGCAGGCGCUCUGCCACGCCUUCGGGAGACGCCUGGUCCUCAGCAGCACUUUCCGCAUCUUGGCUGACCUGCUGGGCUUCGCCGGGCCACUGUGCAUCUUCGGGAUUGUGGACCACCUUGGGAAAGAGAACCGUGUCUCCCAGCCCAAGGACCUCUCUGAUUCGUUGAGUAUGUUGGCUUUCGUUUACAUCAUCUUUGUAGACUCCAAAUAA
Leptonychotes weddellii (Weddell seal) is the source of this 1111-nucleotide messenger RNA. Lineage: Eukaryota; Metazoa; Chordata; Mammalia; Carnivora; Phocidae. The record is from RefSeq and is a predicted model, not a curated record.